ACGCUCAGAAGUCUCCCGUCAAUUAGAGUGUAAAAACGUUACGCUCCACAACAUAACGGUAUAAUAAAACGAAACCAAACGCAGCGCCGCCGUCAUCAGCGACAUCCGUUCGCAGGAUACAACCAAAAUAAUACAUACAUAUACAUACAUACUCGUACAUACAGCAACAGCCCCAGCCACAGCAAACGGCAAUAACUCUACAAACAACGAGGACGCACUUGACAACGAAACGUAAAAGAAAACUAAACGAAACGUGGAAAUUCUAUAUAAUUUAUAUACAUUCAUAUGUAUGCGAAAACUGAAGGUUUUCGCCAUCAAUUGAGGAUUCACAAGUGCAAUGUGAAAGUCAGCCUUAUACGACAGCUGAAUGUGCCCCCAAGUGUGUGUGUUUGUGUGUGCGCGGGUGAGUGAGUGGUAGAGUGUGCCUGUGUGUGUGUGUGUGAGUGGGAGCGUGUGUAAUGUAAAUACCACGAAAAUCGCUGAAAGCCGAAAAAUAAAACCAGAGCAAGAAGCAGACCAGACCAGACCAAAGGCAGAAAUCAGCAAAGACGACGUCGAAAGACGUUGGUGGGACGGCACUGUAAGCGGAGACGGAGGCAGAGAAACGGAACUUGCCCAGAAAGAGCAACAGAAACCGAAACAGAAACAGAGCGAUAGCAGCAGCAGCACCAGGAGCAGCAGCAGCACUAGCAGAGGCCGAGCAACAGUCGCUGAGGCAACGUCGAGACGCAUGCACGCUAAAUGCUCGCCGCUGGCUGAUGGCCAAACUCGGAAUCGGAAUCAGAACCAGCAACGAAACUGGGAGCCCAGUUUGAACUGAGGUGCCACCCAUCAUAACCCACAUCGCCACAGAAAAGAGGAGCACAUAUCAGGCAUUGCGAGCCAUUGAGCACACCUGUGGACCACUGCCAACCCAACCGAAGAGAGAGGAGAGCAAGGAGAGCAUCAUGUCCACUUCAAAGCAUCAACAUCAUCAUUAUCGAGCGGGGUUCGUGUGGCUCCUGCUCCUCUCGACAGCCAGCGCCACCGUCAGUGCCAUUGUGGAGCCAGAGGAGGCGGCCUUUCAAGGUCACUGCGGCCACACCAGUCCCUGCGAGCAGCUCUGCUAUGAGAUCCACGACGGGAUGUACGAGUGCGACUGCAUCGAGGGCUAUGAGCUGAGCAAGAACGGUUACAGCUGUCAAGUUAUUAAUUCGACGGGAAAUGGAUCCGAUGGCCAUGGCAAGUCCGACGAGGAUGUCCUCUAUCAGAAGGGAGCCUCGUUCAGCGCCAAGCUGGCCAACGAUGACAGCAAACUGAUGUCCCAGGCGGCGUAUGGCGGAGGAGCUGGCCCAGGUGCCAGUGGCAAUGGGAACGGGAACGGGAACGGAGUAGAUGAGUCCGACUCGGAUGGCGAUAGCUACGACUACAGCGAGGGCGAUGACAGCAGUUCGAGGCUGCAGGAGCAGCAGGAAGAGCAGCAACAGAAAGUCAAUUCAAACGAUUAUUACAUAUCAGCGGAGAGCAUCAAUUUCAAUUCGGAGGGCGAUGGCCCCGAGCCGGAUGUGGCCGAUUUUAAGGUGGCCAGCACGGCGAGCACAACCACAAUCAGAACCACCGCAGCGCCUAAGACCACAACCACCACCACCCGCAGCACCACCACCACAACAGGAGCCGCCCCAACCACAGCCAGUGACAGCCAGAACCAACUGGAUGUGGACUAUGGGCAGGGCAACGGUGGUGCGGAUGGGGAUGGUGGGGAUGACUACUAUAGCUACAAGUCCGACAUGUCCAUCUACGACGAUGUCAACAAUAAUCAAUUAAACUUAAGACGCAACAGCAACAGCAACAGCAAAUCGCAAACAUAUCAGACGACAAGCAAUACGAACAAGAACAACAACAAAAACAACAAAAACAACAAGAAGAACAAGAACAAGAACCGCAAGACCAACAGCAAGGUUCAAAUGCAUAUCACGCGGGUGUACCCCAAUCGGAACAACAUAUCAGGAACGAAUGUGGAAAUGGGAGCAGUUACAGGAGCAGUGGCAGUGGCAGUGGCAGCGACCAGCACUAGUACCAGUUGCAAUCUGGAUUGUGGAGCCGAUGGCAUCUGCGCCUUGGAGGCAACCGCCGCCAGCUCCCGCUGUCUUUGUCCCUUUGGCAAGACGGGCAAUGGCUGCAAGGAUGAUAUACGGGCACAUGUGCCGCGCUUUGCCAAGCGCUCCUGGCUGGCAUUUGCCGCACUUCACGGGGCUUACAAGCAUGUCCAGCUGCGUCUGGAGUUCCGUCCAGAGUCCUUUGACGGCAUCAUAUUGCUGAGCGGCGAACGGGACGAUCUGACUGGGGAUUUCAUGGCCCUGCUGCUUAAUAAGGGAUUCGUGGAGUUCUGGUUCGACUGCGGCUCGGGCGUUGGCAGCGUACGAUCGCGGGAGACCAUCAUGCUGAACGAAUGGAACUCGGUGAUCAUCUACCGCCAUCGCUGGGAUGCCUGGCUGGUGCUCAAUCACGGCACCAAGGUCCAGGGCAGAUCGAAUGGCCUAUUCUCGCGCAUCACCUUCCGUGAGCCUGUCUUCCUGGGUGGCAUAGGCAACAUCACGGGCCUGGCCAAGCGCCUGCCACUGGCCGAGGGAUUCUCCGGCUGCAUUCGACGCUUUGUGGCCAACGAGCACGACUACAAGUUCACCGAGCAUCCGCUGGGCGAUGUCACCAAUGGCUUCGAUAUACAGGACUGCUCCACGGACAAGUGUGUGCGCUAUCCCUGCCAGCACGGCGGCAAGUGCCUGCCCUCGGACCAGGGAGCCGUCUGCCUCUGUCCCAUUGGUUAUGUCGGAGAUCUUUGCGAGAUUCGCAUGGAUCUGCAGGUGCCCGCCUUCAAUGGCUCGUCGUUCCUUCGGUAUGCGCCACUCGGCGACAGCGCACUGAUCUGGCUGGAGCUGAAGGUUAUCCUGAAGCCGGAACAGGCGGAUGGCCUCAUCCUGUACUCGGGCCCGGAGCAGCGAGGCGACUUCAUUGCCCUGUAUCUGAACGAUGGCUUUGUGGAGUUUGCCUUUGACUUGGGAAGUGGACCAGCCGUGGUGCGGAGUGAGUACUCUCUCAACAUGGGCCAGUGGCACACCAUCAAGAUCUCUCGGACUGCUCGCUUGGCAGUGCUCAAGAUCGAUCAGCACCAGGAGGUCAUGACCAUCUCCUCGAAUGGCUUCUGGCACUUGUCCCUGGAGCAGAAUCUCUUUGUGGGCGGCGUCAACCAUGUGGACCGCCUGCCGCUGGACCUCAAGUACAAGCCCUUCUUUGUGGGCUGCAUUCAAAGGAUUGAUAUCAAUGGCCACUCGCUGGGCAUUGUGUCUGAGGCACUGGGGGGCAGCAACAUUGGCAACUGCCCCCACGCCUGUGUGGCCCGGCCGUGCGGACCCCUGGCGGAGUGUGUGCCGCAGAUGGAGAGCUACGAGUGCCGCUGCAGCAUCUACAACGAGCGCUGCAACAAGGCAGCCGAAGUGCCGCCCGAACUGCUGCCGGAGCUGGCUCUCCACAAGUCCAAGGUUCUCGAGACCAAGCACAACAGAGAUGGAGACGUAGACGAAGAAAGAGAAAGGGAGAGGGAAAGGGAGGAGGCCGUGCCCAAGAAAGUCUCGGUGCUGGCGCACAAGAAGCACUCGAAGAAGCGCAAGAAUUUGCAUAAGCCAACUGCCACCACCAUCGCUGCCACAAGCACCACAAGCACAAGCACAACCACAGCUAAGCCCCACCCCACAGCCCCACGGGCGACGGAUGAUGAGGCAGCCGCAGCAGGGGCUCUAAGCAAUGAGGAAAUCGAAGAUGAUAUCAUAUUCCGCUUUGUGCAGCAGCAGCAGGAGCAGCAGGAGCAGGAGCAGCCGCAGCAGCUGACGCCAGGGAAGAGACAGCCGCAGACUCCUUCACCUCCUGCUGCACAUCCACAUUCACAGGCACCCCCAACUUCAGCUCCAGCUCCAGCUCUGGCCAUGGCCAAGCACUCGAGCAAGCAUCAAGUGAGCAAGCACGAGCACCACCAGAAGCCCAACGCAGCCUUUGCCCACAAGCUGAGCCGCCUGCCCACCCACUAUGAAAGUUUCCAGACGAAUCCGGACAGCGACAUUCUCACCUUUGAGGACAACAACGACUGGGUGGCCAGCCUGCAGCAGCAGGAGUACGCCGAUGCAAUGGCAACCAGCAGCCAGAACACACAGGACAGCCAGGAGAGCCAGGGUGGUGCGGUUGCGGGUCCGGGUACGUCGGGGGAGGACGACAGCAAUGCCUUUGUCUUUGACGAGUCCCUGUUCGAUGCCUCGGACGGGACCGAGGACUAUCAGAGGAAGCAGCUGAACGAGGACAUGAAGCGCAUCAUGUCCAACUCGAAUACGCACAGCAGCCACAAAAAGGCGGGGCCCGAAGCACAGGCAGCACCGGCGCCCAGCGGGGCUUCCUCAAGCGAGACAGCGCAGUACAGGGACGACUACAAGGACGACGACGACGACCACGACGAACUGCUGUCGCCAGUGCUACAUUCAGAGCUGGAAGUUCAUCUAGAGAGCCAUGCCCCCACCACGCCACAGACCCACACGGACUGGAGCCUGCUGAAGAAGUUCGACCUCUCCGCGGAGCAUCAGUCGCAGGUGCAGGGAGUGCGCAAGAACUUUGGGGCCUGCUUCGCCGGCGCCGACAGCUAUUUCCACUACAACGAUGCGGACACCAUGAGCCAGGUCAUCAGCUACAACAUUGAUCUCAACCUGCGCAUCAAGACGCACUCGGAGAACGGCGUCAUACUGUGGACGGGCCGGCAGGGAACGACGGAGGAGCACGACGACUAUUUGUCGCUGGGCAUUGAGAAGGGAUACUUGCACUUCCGCUACGAUUUGGGCUCUGGGGAGGUGGACAUUCGCUUCAAUGGCACCAAGGUCAGCGAUGGCCUGUGGCAUCGAGUGAGAGCCAUAAGGAACUCACAGGAGGGUUAUCUAGAGGUCGAUGGCCGCAAAACGUCCACGCAGCGAGCUCCUGGCAAACUGCGUCAACUAAAUACAGAUACUGGCCUAUAUGUUGGUGGAAUGCCGGAUGUGGGAUAUUUUACGCAUCGGCGCUACUAUAGCGGCAUCGUGGGCUGCAUAUCGGAGAUUGUGUUGGCUGGCGAGAUGAAGCUGAACUUUGACCCGAGCACCCUGGGAACGGAGCACAACGUGGAGACAGGCCUACUAUGAAACGCUGCACUAACGCCUCAAGACUUUUGAUAUCGAAUAGUUUAAAUGUUAUGUUAAUUACACAAAUGUCCUUUGUCGAUUUGUGUUUGUACAAAAAUACGCUUUUAAAAAACAAAACAGAAGGGUAGACGCUGAGGUUGAGGUUGAAGGGAAGAGCAUUUUUUUACACCAAGAGGAAAGGAGAUGAGUGGUGAGGAGAGGAGUGGAGUGGAGAUGGAAGAUAAGGAGUAUCGAAACUAAAUCUAGAGUGGAAAACAUACUACAUACAUAUUAUAUACAAACGUAUUGAGUAUAUAUACAAUAGCAUACAUACAUAUACAUAUACAUAUA
Molecule: messenger RNA, 5516 nt
Organism: Drosophila obscura
Lineage: Eukaryota; Metazoa; Arthropoda; Insecta; Diptera; Drosophilidae
Product: pikachurin
Exons: 15
Coding region: 948-5186 (1412 amino acids)
Molecular function (GO): calcium ion binding
Source: RefSeq, a predicted model, not a curated record